Sodiomyces alkalinus F11 is the source of this 1599-nucleotide messenger RNA. RefSeq lists its product as hypothetical. The record is from RefSeq and is a predicted model, not a curated record. Lineage: Eukaryota; Fungi; Ascomycota; Sordariomycetes; Glomerellales; Plectosphaerellaceae. The transcript has a single exon. The coding region runs from base 106 to 1251 and encodes 381 amino acids.
CCCGGAGCUUCUUCAUUCCCCGGACCACCUACCCUACCCCCUUCAACAAUCACCCGAACCUCCCACCGACGGAGCGCGACAAUCCGUCACACAAAUCCGCCCAUCAUGCGUCGCGCUCUAAGACUACGGCAGUCGAGGAAUCUUCUUGCUGCCUCGGCGCCCAACCACGCCCACCCGCAGUCCUUCCCAACGACGACGACGCGGACCAUCACGACGACAACCCCAAAAUGCAUACAACCCUCCCAACGCCUCUGGAAAGGUGAAUCUGAAUCUACUCCGACAUCCACCACCACGACCGGCACAACCGGCACAACCACCGCCGAACCAGAGGACGCCCGCCCCACCUCCGACCUCGAAGCCUACGAAGCCGACCUGGCCGAGCUCGAAUCCCACGCCCCCCAACCCCCUCCCAGCAAUCCCACCCCCAACCCCCGUCGUCCCCCCUCCCGCAUAAGGGCCUCCUACCGACGCACCCGAGCCCCGACCCCGGACGCAGCAGCCGUAGGCUACAAACCCGCCCUCAGCGCCGAGGGCCUGGAAGAAGUAGGCGGCCUCGAAGGCUGGUGGGACCAGCCGGGCCACUGGGGUCCCGAGAGCGAGUACGUCGGCUUCGCCCCGGCCCCGGCCGAGCGCGUCACCGACCCGCACGUCCUCGAGGCCCUCCUCCGCCAGGCCGUCCUGGAAAGCCUCGCGGUGCGGAGGGAGCGCGAGACGAAGCGCUUCGUCGAGGAUUGGCCCGCCGCCGACCGCGCCGCCUUCGACCGCGCCAUGGCCCUCCGCCUGAAGGUCGCCGAGGACGGCGUCGUCGCCCUCCGCGGCAACUCCAACCUCGUUGUCAAGUGGUUGAACGCGAGCAAGAAGGCGCAGAAGAAGCUUCGCACCGAGGAGGCGGCUGAAGCUGCCGCCCGUACCGGAGAGGGACAAGAACAACAGCCUGCCGCCGAGGAUGGGGUUGCUGCCGAGCAAGUCGCUGUCGGAGAGGCCGCGGAUAAGGAUAAGGCUGAGGCAGCCGACGGAUCCGCAUACCACCAUUCCAUCAUGUCGCCCGAGGAAGCAAAGGAGCUGGUCAAUUCAUGGGAUCCGGUCUGGAAGAAUAUCGCCCUGUCCGAUCCCGAGGUCAAGUUUGCUGUAUGUUCAACCCAAAUCCCCCCGGCGUCCCCUCUCCCAUUAUUACCCUUGUCUUCUCUUCCGCUUCCUCUUCGUCCGCUUUCCCUUUCGUUCUUCCCCUGGCCAAUUCUUUCGCUAACUUGAAACCCCAAGAUCCGCAAGCGUACCUUCCAGCUCACAGGGCACCUGCUCCCCGACGCCAAGCUCGCCCGCGUCGAAACCGUCAACCAGUUCCUCAACAUUCUCGUUGGCCCCCCGCCUGCCAAGAAGCUGGUCGAGGCCAUCGAGCGCAAGGGCGAUUUGCUCGAGCUUCCCAACGUGCGCGUCUACUCGCGUCGCGUCACGCCCAUCGACAAGGAGAUCCAGGUUGGUCGGUGGAAGCUCAUCAGAGAAGAACUGGAGAAGCGCGGAUUGCCUCUUACGGGUCAUAAGCAUCUUGAGCCUCAUCGUGAGGCCGCAUGGGUCAAAGGUAGACCAUGAGAUGUGGCUUUG